AUGGCCUCAACAACCCGGGGUCACCCCUACGACACUCCGCAAAUAGAGGAUGACGACCUCAUUGACCCCGAUGACGACAAAGCUAACCCGCCGCCUCCCCCAAUCCCAGUCGACCUCAACGACUUCGACGACCCGCUCUCGCACGCGCAGUCGCAGCGCGAGCCGCUGACGGGCAACAUCGGGUCCUCCUCUUCCUCAUCCCGCCCGCUCAACGAGAGCUACCUAACCUCCCGUAUCCCGGGCGACGACCGGCGCGCGCCGCAGAACACGAUCGACGAGUCGGUGUGGGAGACGCUGCGGCGCGAUCUGCUGGCCGUGUGGUCCAAGAUGCGCGAGGUGCUGUGGCCGCGGUACCUGUUCGGGGGCACCAUGUUCGAGAGCGCCGACGGCCUGCGGGGCGCCUACGCCAACCUGCGCGGCGCGGGUCUCGCCGGUGCCCGAGACGAAUUACAGAGCCUCGCCGGCCGCGUAAUGGACCCGGAGUCCCUGCUCAGCCAGAACACCAUGACGCCCGGCCUGCGCGACUGGGACCUGUGGGGCCCACUGAUCUUCUGCCUGCUGCUGAGUCUGCUGUUGAGCUUCUGCGCCCUGCCGGACCAGAAGGACGUCGUGUUCAGUGGUGUCUUUGCCAUGGUGUGGAUUGGGGAGGCGGUUGUUACCUUGCAGAUCAAGUUGCUGGGUGGGAAUAUAUCGUUUGCACAGAGCGUGUGUAUCAUCGGCUACACCCUCUUCCCCCUCGUCAUCGCGUCCGCCAUGUCCGCCUUGGGCCUUCCCGUGAUCCCGCGAAUCCCCGUCUACCUCGUGCUGGUGGCGUGGUCGAUGGCCGCUGGUGUUAGUAUUCUGGGCGGCAGCGGUGUCGUCAAGAACCGCGUCGGCAUCGCCGUGUAUCCUCUAUUUGUUUUCUACCUCGGGCUGGGCUGUCUGUGCUUCAUCAGCUAG
Anthostomella pinea is the source of this 939-nucleotide messenger RNA. The record is from the annotation of a GenBank genome assembly. Lineage: Eukaryota; Fungi; Ascomycota; Sordariomycetes; Xylariales; Xylariaceae.